CCGAUCACCUGCCCGACCAGUCUGAUAACAACCGUCAGCCAUACCACCGCUCUGAACAUCACGCGGACUCGAAAACGGUCGCGCGUUAUCGAAAAAUAACCUAAAACAUAAUUAAAACCGUGGGUAAUUAACUACAGAAUUUAGUCACAGUUUGGAACGCGUUUCGACACGCGAUAGUGUUUUGUUUUCGAAAAGGAAUCCGCUCUCGAGAUGCGAACUAUUAAUUAGAGCGAGAAGGCAAAAUGUCAAUGUUGUUUGUGACGGCUGUGUUUGUGUUGCUCCUGAGGGUGGAUAGCAGAUUCGUCGGAGACAAAUGUCAAGCCGAAGGCAGACCAGGCAUGUGCCGACUCCUGGACGACUGCCGGCCACUACUUGCAGAAAUCAAGCGGGGCGGGACCCCCAUGCCAGCCUACAUUAGGAGGAAGCUGCAGACGCUCAUGUGUGGCUUUGACACGGAUAAGCCUAUCGUAUGUUGCCAAUCAGAAUCGCAGACCGAACCCCCAACCCCCCUCUUCACUGUACCCCACGGGUUGGGCAUCCCCUUCAACAACUGGGAAGAUUCUUCACAAAACUGGGGCUCUGACUUUACCACGUCUACUACUAGAAGACCGUCAUGGAACAGUGACACACCUACUAGAACACCUUGGAACAGAGAUACUCCUACUAGGAGACCGUCUUGGAACAGCGAUACAACUACUAGAAGACCAUCUUGGAAUAGUGACAGUACCAAAAGACCAUCAUGGGGAAGUGAUAAUGAUAUAACGAAUAACAAAAAUGGAAAAGAAGAAGCGGUAGAUGUGAGAAAUCAUAGGAAUUUUCGACUGUUGCCUACGGAUUGUGGAGUUAUCGAGGAUGAUAAGAUUUGGGGAGGCAACAGAACGAGACUGUUUGAGAUGCCCUGGAUGGUGCUCAUCUCUUACAAUUCAGCACGAGGCACGAAGCUCAGCUGCGGAGGUACCCUCAUCCACGAGCGCUACGUAUUGACGGCAGCGCACUGCGCGUCCUUCCUCGGCGAGCGUCUGAGACUUUCUGGAGUGGUUCUCGGAGAAUACGACACCAGGACUGACCCUGACUGCGAAUGGGAUGAGGGGGAGAGAAUGUGCGCUCCUAGUACACGAAACGUUACCGUCGACACCAUCAUCCCUCACCCCGGCUACAGUCCGCAGAACUUAUUUGAUGACAUCGCGCUCCUGCGGCUCUCGGAGCCGGCGGAUUUUACACAAGAUAACAUCAAACCAGUGUGUCUACCAUCGACACCGGAGCUGCAAGCAGACAGCAUGGUAGGCCAACAGGUAGUGGUGACCGGGUGGGGAGCCACGGAGGAUGGGCUUCAGUCACCUGUACUACUUAGUGUGGCGCUACCAGUGGUUUCCAAUUCGGAGUGCCAGGAUGCUUACAACGGCUCCCCCCGCAUUUACAACAGACAAAUGUGCGCUGGCGGCGUCCCUGACAAAGACUCCUGCGGCGGCGAUUCUGGAGGCCUUCUACACCCGGGAGUAGUAGGUCGAGUGGGCCUCCGCUACGUGCAACGGGGGAUAGUGUCCUAUGGCUCUAAACGUUGUGGGGUUGGAGGAUUCCCUGGGGUUUAUACUAGAGUUGGACACUAUAUGGACUGGAUAUUGGACAAUAUGCGACCUUGAUUCUUGCGUCCAGAGGCCGCCUUCUACACCUGGGGUUAGUAGGUCGAGUAGGCCUCCGCUACGUUCAGCGAAGAAUGAUAUCUUAAUGGCUCUAAAUGUUGUGGGGUUGGAGGAUUCCCUGGGGUAUAUACUAGAGUUGGGCACUAUAUGGACUGGAUUUUAGAUAAUAUGCGGCCCUGAUUCUAGUAGUGUUAUUCUGGAGGUUCUCUCUUACACCAACACGACAAUAUGCGACCUUCAUUCUGAAAAUUCUUCUGGAGACCCUCUCUUACAACCGGGGGUAGUAGGUCGAGUAGGGCUUCGCUACGUGCAACGGGGGAUAGUGUCUUUUGGCUCCAAGCGGUGUGGGGUUGGAGGAUUCCCUGGGGUUUAUACUAGAGUUGGGCACUAUAUGGACUGGAUAUUGGACAAUAUGCAACCUUGAUUCUCAAAGUCAAAGUCAAAAUAUUAUUUAUUCAAAUAGGCUUACAAUAAGCACUUUUAAAUGGUCGUUUUCUUGAGUCCAAAGGCCGUCUCCUACACCUGGGUUUAGUAGGUCGAGUAGGCCUCCGCUACGUUCAGCGAAGAAUAGUAUCCUAUGGCUCCAAGCAGUGUGGGGCUGGAGGAUUCCCUGAGGUUUAUACUAGAGUUGGGCACUAUAUGGUCUCGAUUUUAGAUAAUAUGAUAUAUCCUAUAUAUAUAUCCGUGACGGAGGCCGCAUCCUCCAGCCAAUUUUGUAUUGAACAAUAUAAGUAUUCGCUCUUCUUAUGAGUGCGUUGAAAAUAAAUACUCAGAAAUGUGUGCGUGUGUGUUUGUAAAUAAAGAACAACAUAAGAUUUUAUAUUUUGUUAGAUUUAAGUACCUAUAUUUAAGCUUCGUAAAUACAUGUCUUGUUCUUAUUAUAUCAAGGAUUAAUAAAUGCCUUUCUAUCCGCAAAAAUGAGGGUAGGUGCCUAUUCUGAAAGGGUACUUUUUGCAGUAGAGCGUGUACAGCGAAUUGUGCAAUAAUAUAUUAGAUAGUACCUAUUAUCUGUAGAACCAAAAGCGUGUCAUAUCGUCACUACUUUGAAAAAAUCUCGUAUCUCACGCUGCUCCUCAAAGAUAAAACGCAGUAAGUCUAUAUGCAUUCCAUACAUACUUACUACAAUUUUCUUUUCAUUGACAGACGAAGA
Molecule: messenger RNA, 2790 nt
Organism: Leguminivora glycinivorella
Lineage: Eukaryota; Metazoa; Arthropoda; Insecta; Lepidoptera; Tortricidae
Product: phenoloxidase-activating factor 3-like
Biological process (GO): proteolysis
Molecular function (GO): serine-type endopeptidase activity
Source: RefSeq, a predicted model, not a curated record